CCGUCCGUGCAAACUGUAACGUACCGGUAUCCUGAGAGAAUUCGCUUUAGUGAGAAGAAUAACACGAAGUUUAACGUGUUAAAAAAUGUAACGGUUCGCUUAAGGGGCGUAUAAAGAAAAACGGGUCUACCUAUGAGACCGGUUUGCUUGAAACAGAAAAACAAUGUACGAAAAAGAUACUGAAGUUAUGCUUGUAACGUCAGCUUCCUUAAUUUACGGGAACUUGAAAGUGCAUUAUUCAAUAGAGGACGAAACACUACGAACAUUUGCCGUUAUUCAUGGCGGAUACAUUAAUAUCCUGAUAGCUCAUGGACCGAACGUAAGGCCAAAAUAUUUGCCAUGUAUAGAAAUGGGCACAAAACCAAAGCAUAUCACCGCUUAUGUAACAGAAGUGAAAUGGGCAUUCUUUGGCAACCGGUACCAUCUGUUGGUAACAUCGAACUUAGGAAUCAACGUUUAUGACCAAGAAGGUCAGAUCUUCAAAUUUACUCAUCCAUGCUGUGAUGGCCCGAGGUCUCCAGGAACUUUUGCAAGGGGCAUUGCAUUGAUAGGUGACCAGUUGCUCUGUGUUGGGAACAGUUCGGGCUAUAUCUACAUAUUUUGCUAUCCAGAUGAGGAGAGUUGUCAGGUACUGGAAGUGGUAAGGCUCUUUAAGGCACAUGAUCAGGCAGUGAUCUCAUUAGAGAGUGGCAGAAAAACGAUGAUUUCCACUGAUAACUCUGGUGUUAUUACAAUAUGGGCAAUUGACGACAGCAUGAGCCAUCUUGCUACUAUUCCCAGCUUCAGUUCAGUUUGCACGUCUUUGGUGAACUGUGACAGUGUGGUAAUUGCGGGGUAUCUCUCUGGCCACCUCCGCCUAUUUGAGAGCCCAUCUGGUCAGCUUCUUUAUGAUGUGACAGCUCAUGCACGUCCUGUCACAGCUCUCGACUUUACACCUGAAGCUGGAUUAUUGUUAUCUGUAUCGGAAGAUUCUUUUAUUAGAAUCUGGCAGUUGGAACCUGGUGAUAAAUUGGUUCAGCACAAGUCUACUGUACAUGUAAAGGACAGACUCAUAGUUGGCUGCCAGUUCUUGAACAGCAAGGGCACAGAGUUUUGCGUUUCAUGUUAUGAUUCAGCAGAAAUCCUUUGCUACAAAACAUAACAAUGAUGAUGAUAAUAAUAAUAAUGUCCACACUACAGCUACGAGAUUUUUACUUAUACAAAGGUCAGCAGGAUAACAUGAGAAACAUCUUGCACCAAGUCUGAGAAUAAAUCAUUCAAUGAACAUUUAGCCUUUCAUCAGGGGAAAAAAGGCUGAGUCAGUAAUGAAAAUCACAGUUUCAGUAUAUUCGUUGCAGUGAUAAUUAAGGUCUUUCAAAGGUAUAUGUUAUUUCAUAGAGUUUACAGAACUAAAAAGUUUUAUUUCAGCUGCAAAGCAGUGAACAGAUUCAAUGUUUUUGUAUCUGCAAGAAAGGAAGAAACAGGGUUACAAGCUUAAUUGGGAAAAGGAAUUGGCUAUGCCUUUUCAAAGAAACCAUCCCUGAAUUUGUCAUAAGCAAUUUUAGAGAAACCUUGGAAAACUUAAGCCCUUGUGUCCUGGAUAUAAGCUCAAUAUCUUACCCCUGUGAAGCCUCACUUGGUUUGUGUGUGUGGAAGCUAAGAACAUCUUAAGAUAUUGCCUAACAUGUGCUUUUGGGAGACUGAAUACUUUAUUAAUCACCAGAUCAUAUAAUUUGUCACUCAAAGGAGUAGGAGGAGACCAAAGAAAUACGGAAUACUGUACUGUGCUCUCUCCCAAGAAUAUUGAGCAUAUAAUGAAAUCAUGAGAGGAAAAGUUAAUUUAGUGUGCAACUUACAAGGGAACCUCCCCA
Messenger RNA from Schistocerca americana (American grasshopper), 1850 nucleotides. Its product is annotated as WD repeat-containing protein 54-like. Gene Ontology annotation, cellular component: nuclear pre-replicative complex. NCBI's taxonomy places the organism in Eukaryota, Metazoa, Arthropoda, Insecta, Orthoptera, Acrididae. The record is from RefSeq and is a predicted model, not a curated record. Gene Ontology annotation, molecular function: protein binding. The coding region runs from base 164 to 1141 and encodes 325 amino acids. Gene Ontology annotation, biological process: DNA-templated DNA replication; rRNA processing. The transcript is spliced from 5 exons.